Molecule: messenger RNA, 1497 nt
Organism: Ochotona princeps (American pika)
Lineage: Eukaryota; Metazoa; Chordata; Mammalia; Lagomorpha; Ochotonidae
Gene: BPIFB1
Product: BPI fold containing family B member 1
Exons: 14
Coding region: 1-1497 (498 amino acids)
Molecular function (GO): lipid binding
Source: RefSeq, a predicted model, not a curated record
AUGGCCAGCCCGUGGGCCUACACCCUCCUCUGCCUCUUGCUGGCAGGUACCCUGGCCCGAGCUGCUCUCAGCCCCACGGCGAUUCUCAGCCUCGGCCCGGACAUCAUCAGAGAAAAACUGAUGGAGAAGCUGGAGGAACACAACGCCACGGUCAUCCUCCAGCAGCUGCCGCUGCUCAGCACCAUGCAGGAAGAGUCCACCGGCCUGCUGAGCAGCCUGCUGAGCGGGGCCGUGAACAACAUCAUCUGGUUCAAGGUCACCUCAGCUAGUCUCCUCCAGCUGCAGGUGCAGCCUUCAUACUACAGCCAGGAGAUGUUGGUCAGGAUCCCCAUGGACAUGACGGCUGGCUUCAACACGCCGCUGGUCAAGACCAUCCUGCAGUUGUACUUGGAGACGGAGGCCCAGGCCACCAUCCAGGUGGAGGCUGACGCAGGGACCCCCGCUCGCCUGGUCAUCGGUGACUGCUCCAGUAACCACAGAAACGUGCGCAUCAGUGUGCUGAAUCAGCUCUCCUUCCUGGUCAACUCCUUAGCGGAGAAGGUCACAAACAUCCUGACGCCAGCCCUGCCCAGUUUGGUCCAAGACCAACUCUGUCCUGUGAUCUUGGCAGCCUUCAACGACAUGUACGCCAACCUCCUGCAGCUGGUGACAGAGCCUUCCGUAUUCAACCUCGGGAGUGUGCAGUUUGACCUGCAGACUCCAGUCAUUGAUGGAGACAUCAUCCAGCUCAACCUGGGGGCCACCCUGUUGGACUCAGAGAAGAAAGUGAGCAAAUGGUUCAACCAGACCAAAGCAUUCCUGACCGCACCCGCGCUGGACAGCGCCCCUGUCAACUUUGCCGUGAGACACGACCUGGUGAAUGCCGUCGUGGCUGCCUUGCUCCCCCCCGAGGAAUUUGUCAUCCUUCUGGACUAUGUGGUCCCCAGCCUGGCCGACCAGCUGAAGUUGGCCAUCAAUACGUUCAACGAAGAGGCUGCUAGUCAGCUGGAGGCCACGCAAAGGUUGAAGAUCCGGACUCAGAAGAGCCCCGAGGUAGUGCUGAACCAGGAUGGUGCUAGAGUGGUCCAACAGAUCGUGCUGGACUUCUUCGCCAAUGAGCAAACCCACCGCCCCCUCUUCACCCUGGGCAUCGAAGCCGACUCGGAAGCUGAGUUUUACAGCAGCGGGAACCGGUUUAUACUCAACUUUAAAGGAAUCAAUUCUGAUCGGAUCCACCUGAUGAAUUCAGGCAUUGCUAUAUUCAAUCCCGACCUUCUGAAGGACGUUGUCACCAACAUCCUGGCCUCGGUGUUGAUACCCAACCAGAAUGGUAAACUGAGACCCGGGAUCGAGAUGUCCAUGAUGAAGGCCUUGGGGUUCCAGGAAGUCACAUGGUCUAUGACCCAGGUGGGUGGUGACUGGGCGGGCCCAGCGGUACAAAGGGGAGGCUGGGAUGGGGAUGUGGGGACAGGUGAGCCCCCUGUAGAUGAGGAGGCUGCUGUGCCCUUGGGGGACUAA